AAUGUAUGCAUGUAUAGAUGAGUUACUUAACUAUUUUCAUCAUGAACGCAGGUCAAGACUCUCAAGCUUUCUCGUGUCAAGUGUCCCACACCAGCCUCAUCGCAUCAUCUAGUAGAAGCACUUUGUUCUAUGCCAAACCUGACUGACCUGACACUUGGAAUGUAUCUCAAUGAGGAGUCCAAUGAGGAUUUCUACUCUUCAUUGAAAGCACAUGCAUCAUCCAUACAGGUCAAGACUCUCAAGCUUUCUCGUGUCAAGUGUCCCACACCAGCCUCAUCGCAUCAUCUAGUAGAAGCACUUUGUUCUAUGCCAAACCUGACUGACCUGACACUUGGAAUGUAUCUCAAUGAGGAGUCCAAUGAGGAUUUCUACUCUUCAUUGAAAGCACAUGCAUCAUCCAUACAGGUCAAGACUCUCAAGCUUUCUCGUGUCAAGUGUCCCACACCAGCCUCAUCGCAUCAUCUAGUAGAAGCACUUUGUUCUAUGCCAAACCUGACUGACCUGAGACUUGGAAUGUAUCUCAAUGAGGAGUCCAAUGAGGAUUUCUACUCUUCAUUGAAAGCACAUGCAUCAUCCAUACAGGUCAAGACCCUCGAGUUUAAUCAUGUCAAAUGUCCCACAUCAGCCUCAUCGCAUCAUCUAGUAGAAGCACUUUGUUCUAUGCCAAACCUGACUGACCUGACACUUGGAAUGUAUCUCAAUGAGGAGUCCAAUGAGGAUUUCUACUCUUCAUUGAAAGCACAUGCAUCAUCCAUACAGGUCAAGACCCUCAAGCUUGAUGAUGUCAAGUGUCUUACACCAGCCUCAUCGCAUCAUCUAGUAGAAGCACUUUGUUCUAUGCCAAACCUGACUGACCUGACACUUGAAAUGGUUCUGGAUAAGGAGUCCAGUGAGGAUUUCUACUCUUCAUUGAAAGCACAUGCAUCAUCCAUACAGGUCAAGACUCUCGAGCUUCAUGAUGUCGGGUUUCCCACACCAGCAUCAUCACAUCAUCUAGUAGAAGCACUGUGUUCUAUGCCAAACCUGACUGACCUGACACUUGGAAUGGAUUGGGAUGAGGAGUUCUACUGUACAUUGAAAGCAAAUGCAUCAUCCAUACAGGUCAAGACUCUCAGGCUUUAUGCUGUCAGCUUUCCCACACCAGCCUCAUUACAGUUCCUAGCAGAAGCACUGUGUUCUAUGCCAAACCUGUCUGACCUGACACUUUAUGAAAUGGGUGUCCAUGAGCAGCUCUGCUCUGCUUUGAAAGCAAAGGCAUCAUCCAUACAGGGUUGUUUUCCUCAGAUUAGAAAGGGAAACUUCAGGUUCAAUGGAGUUGCUCAAAAGGACUUCAACUCAUUUCUUCACACCCUCUCAUGUAUUCCAAGCUUAUUUGACCCAGACGCCUCAAGUGACUUGGAUGGCUCGGCCAACUCGGGCAACUCAAAUGACUCAGACGGCUCAAGUGACUCGGACGCCCCGGCCAACUCAGGCAACUCAAAUGACUCGGACGGCUCAAGUGACUCAGAUGCCCCGGCCAACUCAGGCAACUCAAAUGCCUCGGACAACUCAGCCGACUGUGGCAACUCAAAUAACUUGGAUUGCUUGGCUGACAUGGCUAACAUCAGUGUUACCACUGAUACCACCCUCAACAGCAACCCAUGGGUGAUGUACACUCUCCAGGAAGGGCAAUUCCUUCAUCAGACCACCCUCAACAGCAACCCAUGGGGGAUGUACACUCUUCAAGAAGGGCAAUGCCUUCAUCAGACCACCCUCAACAGCAUGUUGGCAAUACAUCAGAUGCUGUAUGUCAAUUCUCUCAGACACACAGAGAAGGUAGCAGUAGUCAGAGCAGGCCUUACAAGAGGCAACCUCCUUCUACUCAGUCGAGAGUUCAACAGGAUGAUCCUGGAAUUCCAGAGAAGCAAUCAAAGUAUGAAGUCUAGUUGCUAUGGGAUCAAUAGAGUAAGACAGUGUCCCAGUGGUAACACCUUAUCUUGA
Strongylocentrotus purpuratus (purple sea urchin) is the source of this 1980-nucleotide messenger RNA. RefSeq lists its product as uncharacterized. The transcript is spliced from 10 exons. Bases 130 to 1980 code for a protein of 616 amino acids. NCBI's taxonomy places the organism in Eukaryota, Metazoa, Echinodermata, Echinoidea, Camarodonta, Strongylocentrotidae. The record is from RefSeq and is a predicted model, not a curated record.